GGCAGUGAGCGAGUACUUACUGGGACUCGGGCCUCGUUCCCAAAUAUAACGUUACUUUUGUAAGUAGUACUGUCGACGUGUUCUUUUGGAUAGUACGGUACUCGCAACAUACUUUUCAUUUUCGCGAUUUUCUCACAAUAUCUACGUUCAAUUUAUGUUACGAUAUUUGUUUUUGGUAUUGUUAUUAUUUUCGUGAUGUAACAGUACCGUAAAUCGUAAUUUGCUUAAGAGUCGAACACUGCGAUUUCUACUGAUUUUGCAAUUAUAGUAACCUAUUUUUUUCGGAUGGUCAUUGCCCUUGAUGUGUUCUACUAAUCAGGUUAUUGUAUCAAGUUGGGUUGAUGGAAUCACAAGCUCAAGCAAAAGUUAAAAUUACCCUUAUACGGUGAUCAUGGCUAACACUGCUGCUGAGAAUGAGGCAGAUUCAGGCAGUGGUGUAGUGACGACACACGUAACACCCAAAGAAGAAGAUGCAGAUCAAAACGAAGCCGAUCGAUUAGUUACUGGUUCUAAUAUAAAUUACGAUACCACAGAAAUAUUCAAAUGUAUUAAAUGUGAUUUCGAGGCCAAUACACAAGUACAAUUGACAUUACACGUUACAAAAGUUCAUACUACCAACGAAGCCUCUGCAAUGGAAGUAGAAAAUAAUAAUCCCCCUCCAGAUAGGGCGCAUCGAAAAAUGUUCGAAUGCGACGUCUGCAAUAUGAAAUUUUCCAAUGGGGCAAAUAUGAGACGCCACAAAAUGCGCCACACCGGAGUCAAACCGUACGAAUGUAGAGUAUGCCAGAAGAGAUUCUUCCGAAAAGACCAUCUCGCUGAACACUUUACCACGCACACCAAAACUUUGCCGUACCAUUGCCCCAUCUGUAACAGGGGUUUCCAGAGGCAGAUAGCUAUGAGAGCCCAUUUUCAAAACGAGCACGUCGGCCAACACGAUUUGGUUAAAUCGUGUCCUUUAUGCAGCUAUAGAGCUGGUUCCAUGAAAAGCCUCAGGAUACAUUUUUUCAACAGACACGGUAUUGAUCUCGAUAAUCCCGGCCCUGCUGGUUCUCAAGCUUCUCUAAUAGCUGCCGCUGCCCAACAGGGUUUCGCUAUGGACGGAACUCUAAAUUCUCUGAGUCAAUUCACUGGAAGUUUAUCAGUGAGCGUGACGGGGGGCGCUAAUUAUAGCGAUUCCGGGGAUUCUACAGGAGCCCGUUCGACCGAUAAUGCCACGCCGCCGAUGCAUUUUUUGACGCCUCACGUGGAGAUUUCCAUGACUGAUGCUCCUGUGCCUGUUUUUUCACCAUCCCCGGGAGAUCAACAAAAUUCGAAUCAACCUGGCCAAAGCAGUGAUCCUCAAAGAGUGAACGGGGAUUGUCCAAAUUCCCCUCAAUCUGCAGAUUCCAAUUCCAACGCUCCAUCUAGCAGUCAUAUCCAACCAAACAGCUUAAGAAUCGACCAAGAAACCAGCAUCACCCCAUCCAUAUCAUUGAUUCCCAUAAAACAAGAACCAACAGAAGAAUAUGAAGGAGCUAAAAGAAAUGGACCUGUUAAUUUAAGCACUUCACCUUCAGGUAGCAUACAGAUGCAGUCAGCAACGUCUAGUAGCUUAAGUUCAUUAAUCAAGGUAUCUCCGUUGAAGAGUCUGUUAAGAGACGAUCUCAAAAGAAAAAUAAUAUCCAGAAAUGGUUCGAGCAGUAGAGGCAGGUCAACAGCUUCCCCCGGAGCUAAUUCCGAAUCGCCAAAUGAUCCAGCAACCACUACUAAUGGUACUAUUACUUCCACAGGUUUAGAACAACCUUCGGAUUCUUCUUUAUGGACUCGGAUGAGUAAAAGAGCGUUGAACGGUCUUCAAUGUAUCUUUUGCGGUAUAGGAUUCCCAGAUCAAACUCUCUAUUUUCUACAUAAGGGAUGUCAUUCUGACGCGAACCCUUGGAAAUGCAACAUAUGUGGGGAACAGUGUUCCAAUGUGUACGAAUUCAAUUCUCAUUUGUUAAGUAAAAGCCACCAAUAGCGUUCGGUGAAUCCGUAGGUUACUGGAAUAUAUUAUUUUUGUUUUGUUGAACUAUUUUGUACAGGAAGUUGUACUAUUGGACCUAUUUUUUUGAUAGGAAUUGUUUUAAAUAAUUUCCAUGAUGAUUUUAUAGGAAGGAAUUUGAAAUUUUCGUUUUUUUUUUUUGGUAUUUUAAUUGUAUUUUAGAAGAAUUCGUUGAAUAUGGUAUAAAGUGGAAAAAGAUGAGACGAGGAAUAACGUCAUAUCUCAAAAAAGUUGUAUUAUAACCUAUAAGAAGCAAUAUCUCUAAUUGUUAUUCCUUUAUGUUCAAUUUAAUUUUUAUACUGUCGGUUAGGUUUUGUUUUUUUUUUAUUUUCUAGCAUAUAUCUUUUCUUUUAGGGAUUAGAAAUUAUUUUUUGUCUUUAGUGAACCAUAUUUUUGUAAAUUUAUCAAAUUAACAACAAAAUUUCUGUUUUUGUGUUCUUGAAUCGUUGAAUUUAAACUCUUUAUAGAAAGAAAACCUCAAAAACCCUUUCAUUUUUGGUGGGAAAUUUAAGUAUCUUUGAAAUACGAGGGUGAGUUGAUGGUUUAAAUUCUGUUUUCGGAAAAUUUACAAUAUCACAAAGAAAUUCUUCCAUUUUGCUAUAACUUUUUACCGUAUAUAGAAAAAAACUUUGAAAUGAUUCUAUUUUCGAUGGAAAUUGAUGUAUAUUUGAAACAAGAGGCUGUUUUGAUGCCUUAAAUUCUAUUUUUCUCUGUUUAGUUCACAAAAUUGUUGAAAAUUUUCAAAAGAAUUUCCAUUUUUCGAUCCUAUAUAGUUGAAUUUAAACUUUUUUUAGGAGAAAACCUCUAAAACUUUUCGGUUUUUUAGGGAAAUUUAAGUAUUUGUGAGAUACGAGGGUGAGUUGAUGGUUUAAAUACUGUUUUUGGAAAAUCCACAAUAACAUGAAGAAAUUCUUCCAUUUUGUUUCCAUAUUGUUAUAACUUUCCUCUGUAUAUGGAAAAAACCCUUGAAAUUAUCCUAUUUUCGAUGAAAAUUGAUGUAUAUUUGAAAUACGAAGGUGUUUUGAUGACUUAAAUUCUGUUUUUUCUCUUUAGUUUACAAAAUUGUUGAAAAUUUACAAGAUUAUCAAAAAAAUUCCAUUUUUCGUUCCUAUAUAGUUGAAUUUAAACUUUUUUCAGGAGAAAACCUCUAAAACUUUUCAGUUUUUAAGGGAAAUUUAAGUAUUUGUGAGAUACGAGGGUGAGUUGAUGGUUUAAAUUCUGUUUUUGGAAAAUCUACAAUAACAUGAAGAAAUUCUUCCAUUUUGUUACCUUAUUGAUAUAACUUUCCUCUGUAUAUUGAAAAAACCCUUGAAAUUAUUCUAUUUUCGAUGGAAAUUGAUGUAUAUUUGAAAUACGAGGGUGUUUUGAUGGUUUCAAUUCUGGUUUGCUGUUUUUAGUUCACAAAAUUGUUGAAAAUUUACAAAAUCAACAAAAAAAUCUCAGUUUUUGUUCCUAUAUCGUUGAAAAUAAGUUUCAUAUAUAAGAAAGUCCUUGAAACUAUUUAGGAAAUUUGAGUAUCUGUGAAAUACCAGGGUGGGUUGAUGGUUUUGAAUAUCAUUUUCUGUCUUUGAUGGAACAUAUUUUUAAAAAUCUAUAAAAUCAAUGAAAAAUUUCCUCCGUUUCUUUUUAUACCCUUAUAACUAUAUAUAAUAUACAAUAGAAUCUUUGGAAAUUGCUUGUUUUCGAUUGAUAUUCAUGUAUAUGUGUAAUACGAGAGAUUUUGAUGGUUUCGAUAGUGAUUUUUGUCUUCAGUAUACCAUAUUUUUGAAAAUCAAAAACAAAAUUUUUGUUUUCUUUCCUAUAUCGUUGAAACUAAUCUCCAUAUACAAAAAAAUCUCAAAAUUAUUCAGUUUUUGAUAGAAAUUUAUGUGAAAUACGAGGGUGUGUUGAUAGUUUAAACUCUGAUCUGUCUCUUAAGUGGACCACAUAUUCAACAAGAAAUUUUCUCUUUUUGCACCUACAUCGUUAUAUAUAAAUACCCUCUAUAAGAAAAUUACUCAACUAUGUAUGUCAAAAAUCAACUAUCUAUGAAAUACGAGGGUAUGUUGAAAGUUUAUCAAUUCUUCGUUAUAUUAUUUAUUUAAAAUACCUCAAAAUUUAAAACAAAUCACAUUAACGUGUUUCUAAUUUUCACGAGGUGCUUAAGUGUAAUGAACAUUGUUUUUUAAUAAUUUUUUUCCACAUUAUACCAAAAAAAAUUUACAUAUCAAUAAUGAGUAAUAAAAAAACGACUUAGUGCCUACGCCGAGGCCUUACCUAACUCAACCUGAUAAUUGCUCUAAUUAUCCGUCCAUUGUUAAACAAAUUGUUAUUAAUAAUAUAAAUCCUAUUUACAAAAAUUUUCCUAAAACGUGUUAAAUUCCUCCCACGUCUAAAAACUCAUCGAUUAAGAGACUUUACACUUUUAUCAAGUCCGGGACAAACUGUAUAUAAGUUUAAUCGAUUUUUUUUGUAUGAUAUGCUCAAUAUUUAUACUCGAAAUAUGGCGUGGGGGGGAGGGGGUAGAUAUUUUGUUAUUUUUGAAUUUUUUAGAUAACGCAGUUUCGAAAAUUGUGUAUCGGUCUUGUUUUUUGAAAAAAAAGUCAUAUUGAGCAAAAGUACCUGUGGAACAAUGAAAAUAUGACUUCAAAUAUUAAUAUAUAGGGAUAUUUUAGUCUUUAGUUUAUCAAUUUUUAAUUAUUCUAUACUUAUUUGCAUUCCAUUUAUAUUUUUCAAAAAAAAAUGUACAGUAUUUAUUUUAAUUCGAGAUAUUUCAAAAAAAAAAUGUGCAAUAACUAGGGACAUUUUUUUUAUUGAUUUUAUUUGUGGAAAUAGACCGGGGUCGAUAAUUUUGUUACUAAAAAAUGGAAAGGGGGGUCAAUCUUUAAGGGUGUAAAAUGUUUUUUUUUGUUUCCGGCAAAAUUACAAGUCAUAUGAAAAAAAGUCAAAAA
Molecule: messenger RNA, 4950 nt
Organism: Diorhabda carinulata
Lineage: Eukaryota; Metazoa; Arthropoda; Insecta; Coleoptera; Chrysomelidae
Product: zinc finger protein ztf-16
Exons: 7
Coding region: 392-1996 (534 amino acids)
Biological process (GO): regulation of transcription by RNA polymerase II
Molecular function (GO): DNA-binding transcription factor activity; RNA polymerase II cis-regulatory region sequence-specific DNA binding
Source: RefSeq, a predicted model, not a curated record